Metopolophium dirhodum (rose-grain aphid) is the source of this 3885-nucleotide messenger RNA. RefSeq lists its product as uncharacterized. NCBI's taxonomy places the organism in Eukaryota, Metazoa, Arthropoda, Insecta, Hemiptera, Aphididae. The record is from RefSeq and is a predicted model, not a curated record. Gene Ontology annotation, cellular component: nucleus. The transcript is spliced from 7 exons. Gene Ontology annotation, molecular function: metal ion binding. The coding region runs from base 303 to 2444 and encodes 713 amino acids.
GACAAAACUCAUGAUGAUAAACCUUGAACGAAAAGUAGAUUGUAGAUUUCGUUUCAUGAAACAGCCCAUGCUCCAUGCCACCAUAGGCUGUAAAGCAUACUUUAAACUCUCUAAAGUUUAAACACUUUAAACCUUGUAGAGGUAGUAUAAUAAUUUAAAAAUUGGAAAUUAUCAAAUACGGAAUCAAAGUUAAUUAUGACAAAUUUAUGUCGUCGGUCAUUAAUAUUACUCUUUUUCUAUAAUAGUGUCUUAAUUUAAUAUUGUUCCGUAUUAAUUAUAUUUAUGAUUGAUUGAAUUUAUCGAUGGAGGUGAAUGAUUACUACAGUACUAAUAAAAGUAGCACGGACGAAGAAGAAUUAUUACUAAAACGUUUAAUUGCCCUUAAAAAGCAACUAGAUGAUGAUGAAAAUAAUGAUAAACCAAAAUUACAACGGACCCCGAAUAAUAUCAAAGAAAAUAUUAUUAUUAAUAAGAAUGUUAAAUCAUCAUCAAAAUUUAAGUAUUGCAAGGAUAAUAAUCAUACCACUCAUAAAUUCCUUUCUACCAAAAUAGAUAAUCGUAACUUUACCAACCAUCUAAGUAAAAUUAAACAAAAUAGUUCAUUUGUUAAGACUAAUAAUUCAUCUUCUAAGGUGUAUACCAAACAAAAUGUGUUACAUUCAAAUCCUGUCAAAACUGUUAUUAGCAAAAAAAUUCCUGAAAUAUUAACUAACAGUCAAAAUAUCAUAAAGUUUGAUUCAGAGAUUAAUGAAAUUGUGAAAAACAGCUUCGUUAAUAAUUGUAAAAUACCAUUAAAUGAGAGUUGUUAUGAAACUUCCGAUGUUUCACAGACAUUGCGUAAUGUUGAUAAAUAUAUGAUUAAUGUUCAAGAUUAUUUAACUUCAUCAAAAUAUGUUGUCGAUAAAGAAGCAAACUCUUCAUCAGCUAAGAAAACUAAUCAAUCAAAAAAUGUUCAUGUCAAUAGGAAAUUUCAAAACCAAUUAAUCUCUACUAGUUUGGUGAAUUCAAAUUCUUUAGAAUCUAUUAAUAAGUCAACAAGUAUAAAUAAUAAAAAAAUAAUAAAGAAGUUAUCUGGAAAAAUAGUUGGAUCACCUAAUCUUGUCAAGAUAGGUAAAACAAAAUUAAUACGUCAAUCAUUAUUUAGAAAUAAAUGGAAAAUCAAUAAUAAACUGAAUUGCUUUGAAAAUAAUACAAUUGAACGUAAACCACUCUCAACUUUACAAUGUCCAACAUCAAAUACAUUAAUACAGUCUUACAAAAAAACAGAAUGGAAUAAAGUUGCUAAUACAACAUCUGUACUUAAAUCAAAAUUAUCCAACUCCAGUAAUACUAAUAAAUUAAAAUGGACAAGACCCAGUAUAUUAUUGGUUAAUAAUGUGAACAAUACCCACCCAUCUGUACCAAAAGCCGAUAAAUUAAUUUUAUUUGGCAAGAAUAAAAUAAUUAGACAAUCGUUAAUAAAUCCAAUUCAAUCAAAGACCAAAUCGUAUAUGCUCAAACAUCUCUCGCAUAGAUUUGCUUUAAUGAGGAAAUUACAGCAAAAAAACAUUGUUGCUAGAAUGAAAACUGUUACAAGCAGCGAACAAGUUAAAAAUAAUAUAUUAUCGAAAAAUACUGUAAUUAAGCCAGUUGAAAUUAAAAGAAAUGGCAAGAGGUCAUAUUCUGUGUAUUCAUAUGUGAAUCCAAUAUUGAGAUCAAAAACAAAUAAUACAAAGUUGGAUAAAACUAGAUCCUCGGAUAAUAAAAUACCACGUUUACUUAAUAUUUCUGAUAACAAACCUCAACAAAAUUUGAAAAUUAUGAACAAUGAUAAAAAUAAAAUUCAAAAUUUAAGUUUAUCAAACAAUAAAACCCUCCAACGACUCAGAAGUAAAAAAUCACUCACUAAACAGCUCUGUCUAGUAUUUAAUCGGUUUGGUGUUUGUUCAAAAUUGGAUCAAGGAGAAUGUGAUAAACGCCAUUACAAAAAAUACAUCACAUUGUGCACAAAGUUUUUAACUGGAGAAUGUUCUAAAGAAAACUGUACAUUAUCGCAUAAUAUUGUUGAAGAAAAAAUUCCAUUUUGUAAGCAUUAUUUAAAUAGUGUUUGUGUUCAAUUAAAUUGUCCGUUCUUACACGAAUAUAGAAGUAAAAACACUCCUAUUUGUAAAAAUUUUCUCCAUGGUUCCUGUAAUUGGGGAAAAAAAUGUCCUAAAAAACACUUAGAUUUAUGUCCAAUUUUUGAAACAAAGAAUGAGUGUCCACAUGGUCAAAAAUGUCUAUACCCUCAUGUUCAAUUUGAAGAUAAAAGUACCGUUGUAGUUGAAAUCAAUGAACCCAGAUACUUUGAAAUAACAAUACCCAAUAAUGACGAAUCCAAUGAAAACGAGUACAUUCAUAUUGUACCCAAACGCCGUGCACCUUUAUUGGAUUUACCAUCUUAUAUACCUUUGAAAAAACAAUAAGUUGUCUACAAUUAUGUAGAUUAACUUUUAGGGAAAUGCUCAAUAUCAACAAAUCUGGUAUGUAACACGUUAUAAUUUUUAAUUUGUACAAGUGUAUACACUACAUGAUCAAAUAUCCAAUUAAAAUAACUAUUGGUAAACAUGUUUUUAUACAUACAUAUAAUAUAAUAGAAGACUGCUGGUAUGUUUGUAUCAUAAAAUGUUUGUUAUUUUAUUUUAAGAGAAAAAUUUAAAUAUUACCGAAAAAAAUAUUUUUCUUAAGAAAUAUAUUUUUAUUAUAUUUGUGUUUUGUUUUUUUUAGUUCUCACAAUAAUUGUUAAAGUUGGUAUUUGCUAUUAUUUAUUUUGUUGAAUAUUACAAUAUUGAAUUUAUAAUUGAAUUGAAUUCCUUAAAUUAGAUAUAAAAUUAAUUUAAUAACCAAAAAUUUUUCUUUUAUAUCCGUAGAUAUCACAUUUAAUGUAUUUUUUAUUACAUUGAAUAAUCCAUGAAAAUUUUUUUGUUUUCAGAGAUUUUGCAUUAAGAUGUUAACAUUUUAGUGUUAAAAUUUUGCAUAAAAUUUAAAUUCAAAUUAUAUAAUGAUGUUCAAAAUUAUGAAACUAAUCAACAGUUAGUUGACGAAAACUGCCAACCAUGUGAUGGUGACUGUGGUUUGUCAACGCUGAUACUCGCCCUUGUCUGGCACUCUCACUAAACAUAUCCUCUCUUACCGACAUUUUUUCAUUUUUGAGUAUUUGUUCUCGUUUUUCUAACAGUUCUUGUUUCCAUAAACCUAUCAUUAUUGUUUAAAUAAAUAAAAUGUUGAUUACAAAGUUGUGUUUAAAAAAUAAACUUACCUAUCAUUUUCGACAUUUCCAUUUCUCCACCAUAUUCUUUAGGCAAUAAUGACUUAUCAACAUAUGUGUGGCUCUCCUCUAUUGAACUAAAUAUCUGGAGAAUGAUUUACAAGAGUUAUACAUAGUAAUUAUCCAUGGAUAUUAUAUUAAUAAGUUUGUUACUUUUACACGACUUCUAAUUUUUUCAGAUAUCAAAGUCAUUCCAAAAUCCAACGCAAAUUUUAAACUCAAUGGUACAUUUACUCCAUAUAUUUCUUUGUGUCGCAUUGGAAGUGUUCGCUAGAAAAUAUUAAUAAAAGAAAUAUUUAUUUUUAUAAAAUAACAAUUUUUAUUAUUAUUAUUAUUUUAGGUGUAGCCUUUAUUUAACAAUAUUAUAGCUAAACAAAAAUGUGUAUAUUAAGUAUUUACAAGUCGAUGAUUAUCAAACCAAUAAGGAGAAGAUAAAGAGUACAGACUGACGGUUUAAGAUAAAUUAUAUUGGAUCUUGUAUCAGUAUUGGAAUCUAGCCAAAAAUGUGACGUUAUCAAUCUAAAAGUGUAUACCUUAUUUAUAUAAUUAUAUUAUGUAAUUUAAGUAUAUAAAUAAAUUAUAUAAUUUUAAUUUUAAAA